Vitis vinifera (wine grape) is the source of this 788-nucleotide messenger RNA. Its product is annotated as protein DCL homolog, chloroplastic. Gene Ontology annotation, biological process: chloroplast rRNA processing; chloroplast organization. The coding region runs from base 37 to 621 and encodes 194 amino acids. NCBI's taxonomy places the organism in Eukaryota, Viridiplantae, Streptophyta, Magnoliopsida, Vitales, Vitaceae. Gene Ontology annotation, cellular component: chloroplast. The record is from RefSeq and is a predicted model, not a curated record. The transcript is spliced from 3 exons.
AGACUCCCACCCUCACUUGUUCGUCUCGAAGAAACAAUGUCUGCUCCUCUGCUUCUCAGAGCCGUUCCUCUCCUCCGUCUCCGACAUCACAGACUUGCCGCCCCCCUCUUCACGCUUGCGCAGCGUCCUUGGUGCUCUUCCACCGAGUCGAGUCGGUCGGACGUGAAUGUAUCCUAUGCGGACAAGAACACCACAGUCUUGAGUUCCAGGGAUCCAGCUAACUACCCCAGAUGGGAUGAUCCUGAUUUCCGGAAGUGGAAAAAUAGAGAAGAAGAGAUCCUCAGAGACAUUGAACCCAUCACUUCGCUCACCAAAGAGAUUCUCCACUCGGACAGGUACAUGGAUGGGGAACGUCUAACCGCUGAAGAUGAGAAAGCUGUGGUGGAGAAGCUUCUCAUUUACCAUCCACAUUCGGAAGAUAAAAUUGGAUGUGGACUGGAUUGCAUUAUGGUUGACCGACAUCCUCAGUUUCGACACUCAAGGUGCCUGUUUGUUGUAAGGACUGACGGUGGAUGGAUAGAUUUCUCUUAUCAGAAAUGCCUUCGAGCAUAUAUUCGUGAUAAGUACCCAUCUCAUGCAGACCGAUUCAUUCGUGUGCAUUUCAAACGCAGUAGUGGUUAAUGUAUCUUAGCCCGGAUGCUUAUAUUGGAGAUGGGCAAUGAUUUUUGAUAUCAACGGAGCCCUCUCAAUUGGGCCUCAUGCGGUUGUGUCAUGUAUGUAUGAAUAUUUUGCAACUGCCCUGCAUUUUGCCUGCGAGUAUUUAAUUAAAUAACUUACAUUAUAGCCUA